Brenthis ino (lesser marbled fritillary) is the source of this 1812-nucleotide messenger RNA. Lineage: Eukaryota; Metazoa; Arthropoda; Insecta; Lepidoptera; Nymphalidae. The record is from the annotation of a GenBank genome assembly.
AUGACGUCUAUUAAAGAAGAUGAAAAGAAAGAAAUUCCUGAAUUUAUACACGAUCCCCAAACCAAUUGUACAUAUCAAAGAUUGAGAUUCUUUGGAAAGGGUGGCUUUGCAAAAUGCUACGAAAUACAAGACAUCGCUACAAACCAAGUGUAUGCUGGCAAAAUAGUAUCAAAGAAACUGAUGGUGAAAUCAAGUCAAAAAGAAAAGAUGGCACAGGAAAUAUCAAUUCACCGAUCUCUACUACAUAAGCAUGUUGUUGGCUUCCACAGCUUCUUUGAGGACUCUUUAAAUAUUUAUAUAAUACUUGAACUUUGCAAAAGAAGGUCAAUGAUGGAGUUACACAAGCGUAGAAAAGCUAUCUCAGAACCUGAAACUCGUUUCUAUAUGCAUCAAAUCCUUCUUGGAGUACAGUAUUUGCAUAGCAAGAGGAUCAUACACAGAGAUCUCAAGCUAGGAAAUCUGUUUCUUGAUGAUGACUUACAUGUUAAGAUUGGGGACUUUGGCCUUGCAGCUAAGAUUGAAUUUGAAGGAGAGAGAAAGCAGACUUUAUGCGGCACACCAAAUUAUAUAGCACCAGAAAUAUUGACGAAGAAGGGCCACUCAUUUGAAGUGGACAUCUGGAGCUUGGGCUGCAUCAUGUACACUCUGCUUGUUGGCAAGCCGCCGUUUGAGACAUCCACCCUCAGAGACACAUAUAAAAGGAUCAAGCAAUGUGAAUAUAGUGAGGGGAUAAACAUAGCCCUGCAUGCUUGUUUCGCUGGUCCAUGGCAAGCAAUUGGUUCUAGAUACGCGCAGGCGGUUAUCAACGAUAAUACGCUCAAACAACGUUACAGAAUCCCAUCAACACUCCGCAAGCCAGCAAUAUCAAUGAUUGUCCUCCAGCUACAAUCCAACCCAUCGAGCCGACCAUCGGUAGACAAAUUGCUACAACAUGAGUUCUUCACGUCGGGUAUCAUGCCGGCCGCGUUGCCGCUCUCCUGUCUUACCACCGCGCCUCGGACUGAUCAGUUGGAGGGCAUAUCUCUACAUAGACGACCACUCAUUGAAGUUAAUAGUAAUGAACAAAUGAUGUCUGUAGACUCGCCGGUGAAACGCACGCCGGCCGCUGAGCCGCGAGCGGUCGAGCCUACGUCUCACAGACGGAACCUCCUCGCCUUACGAGAUCAACUGUCUGCUUUGCUUACUAAUAAGCUGAAAUGCCGUCGCGAAUGCCUCAAUGAUGAUAUGAGCGAUCCGGCAGCCCAGCCACUCGUAUGGGUGGGUAAGUGGGUGGACUACAGCGACAAGUACGGCUUUGGUUACCAGUUGUGCGACGAGAGUGUUGGCGUUAUGUUCAAUGAUACUACUAAACUCAUCAUGUUGGCUAAUGGAGUGAAUGUGCAUUACAUCAACCGGCAGGGCCAGGAGCAGUACAUGACCAUGCGUGAAUAUCCACAGGAACUAGACAAGAAGAUGAAACUCCUCACCUACUUCAGACGAUACAUGACUGAACAUCUAAUGAAAGCUGGUGCAUCAGUGCAAGUAAGAGAGAGCGACGGUUUGUCGCGGUUGCCGCACUUACAUCAGUGGUUCAGAACCACUCUGGCUGUCAUUAUGUACCUGACCAAUGGAACUUUACAGAUAAACUUCCAAGAUCACACGAAAAUUAUCUUAUGUCCGUUGAUGCAAGCCGUUACAUAUAUUGAUGUUGAAAAGAACUUCCGAACAUUCCGCUUCAGCACAAUUGAGGAAUAUGGCUGUGAUAAAAAAUUGUAUACCAACCUGACAUAUGCACUAGAGAAACUCAACAGUGUACUAGCUAAUAAACUAUGC